Arachis stenosperma is the source of this 921-nucleotide messenger RNA. Its product is annotated as serine/threonine-protein phosphatase 7 long form homolog. The transcript has 3 exons. The record is from RefSeq and is a predicted model, not a curated record. Gene Ontology annotation, biological process: meristem maintenance; meristem development. NCBI's taxonomy places the organism in Eukaryota, Viridiplantae, Streptophyta, Magnoliopsida, Fabales, Fabaceae. The coding region runs from base 1 to 921 and encodes 306 amino acids.
AUGUUGACAUGUGACCAUCCAGUUCCUUCGGAUCGGUACAACGAUAGGGUGGAGGAGCAUUUACGAGUUACUAGGUUUUAUCAUGCAUCUCAAAUUGGUGUAGUACAAUGUCAGAAAGCACUGGUGAAUGCUCUAAUCGAACGGUGGCACCCAGAUACAUAUACGUUUCACCUUCUCGUUGGUGAAUGUGCCGUGACUCUUGAAGAUGUGGCUCUAAUUCUUGGUCUUCCGACGGAUGGUCUUCCAGUCACAGGGAUGACAAUGAGUAGUUUCGAAGCCUUGGAGGCAGAAUGUUUGGAUCAAUUUGGAGUUGCACCGCGUAAGGAGGAGUGUAGAGGAUGCUGCAUAAAACUGACGUGGCUGUGCGAUCUAAAAGAAAAUUUUCAGUUGACUGAUGAAAUAAGUAUACAGAGUAUAGGACAGUACAGCUGGGGAUCAGCAUGCUUAGCACACCUCUACAGGGCAUUAUGCAGGGCAUCUCGUUUUAACUGUAAGAAAAUCGAUAGUCCACUAACACUUCUGCUCGGAUGGGCUUGGAUCCGACUGCCUUAUCUAUCCCCGCUUCCUAGGAAAUCCCGCAGUUUUCCACUAGCAAACAGUUUCAUUUAUUUUUUUCUGUUUGUGUGGGCUGCUUAUGAUGUGGAUCGCGUGGAUCCGAAUAUUAUUCCUGCUGAAAUCUACAUGCAGUCGGUUGUUUGGAGCGCAACAGUGCCGUUGGUGUCAUUCGAAUGUAUCGAGUGGCAUGCUACCGAUAGGAUUAGGCGAAAGUUCGGUUUCGUUCAGGAAGUACCUCAUCAGAAAUGGAAUCUGGACAAGGCGCAUGGAGAAGUCUUGACUGGUCCUAAGAAUCUUAACUGGACCACAGCACCGAGUCAUUCAUUUUGGGUGAUGUAUUGGACAACUAACCUGUAUGUUUCCUGA